AUGACAGAUACCUCCUUGCUCGCAACAACGCCUUCGACCGGAGAUCCGUAUCCGGUCACUGCGACUCCUCACUCCCCGUUAGCCAACGGCGCCAUCUCGGAUUCCGUCCCGUUCGAAGAUGAAGAACCCUACACCAUCAAGUGCAUCUGCGCAUUCCAAGAUGAUGAUGGGAACACGGUCUUCUGCGAGAAAUGUGAGACAUGGCAGCACAUCGAGUGCUACUACCAUGGCAAGGAAGUCCCUGACGAACACUUUUGCACGGACUGCUCGCCAUCGCCUCGCUACAUCGACGGAAAACGCGCGACCGAGCGACAACGCCGACUACGGGAGCAGAGUGAUAGCGGUGACCGGAAAGCCAAAAGAGCUGCAGCAAAGACUCAGAAGAAGAAGCAGAAGGAGUUUGACCAGGUAAACGGGCUCCAUGUCCGAAGCGAUUCUAGUUCACGAGAUCAACCCCCUACCAUCGCAAAGAAAACAAAAUUAGGCCACAAGUCAUCCGUUUCGAUGACUUCGGUUUCAGCUCCCCCUAAGUUGCUGCCAGAAUCACGGAAGCGCUCGGGAUCCGUCGUCGCGUCCUUGAGCAGUCCGACAAAAUCAUCUGGUCCACAAAUUCCCCUUUACUCUAACGAAUUUCUUCAUUUGUACGACAACGACCAGGGUCAUGUGAAUAUGAAAAGUAAUCUUGUUGUCAACCUACAUCUCCUAGGUGACAUGGGCGCCUGGGUGAAGGAUCCCUCAGCUCUUCCCUCAGCUACCGGCCGUUCGCCACAGGACGUUUUCACUUACUCGGAUAGCCUGGAUUCGUCACAGUGGCCUGAGCUUUCCAUCAAAACGAUAUUCGACGAUGAUUUGGAGACUGAUGGUCUCCGUCCGAAAUGGAAAUGCUUGAAGACAGAAAGCAUCGUUCAUAAGGAUCAAAUCGUCGGAGAAAUCAAAGGAAAAAUCGGCCAACUUCGCGACUAUUGUCUGGAUCCGAGCAAUCAGUGGCCUGAGCUUAGACACCCCCAGCCUUUCGUCUUCUUCCAUCCUCAGCUACCUAUCUACAUCGACACCCGGGAAGAGGGGUCCAUUCUUCGAUACACUCGCCGAUCUUGUCGGCCUAAUGUCACCAUGAAGACUUUUAUUACAAACGAAGUCGAGUAUCAUUUUUGUUUUGUUGCUAACCAAGACAUUGCCGCGGGGUCCGAAGUCACGGCGAUGUGGUAUCUCGACCCGCAGCUUUUCGGCUCGAAUAACUUGGGGAAGCAAGAAUCAGGAGACAAUGACCAAGAGCAAGCCAAAGCGAUCGCUAUGAGUAAUGUUCUAGCACAUUUUGGUGGUUGUGCCUGCAGUCCAUCGCAGAACUGUCUCUUGGCUGCUGUAGAUCGCCGUCGUCAUCCAGGUGUGAAACAGCUUAAUGGCAAGCGGAAGAAGAAGUCCAAGUCUACUGUAUCGCCUACCAGUGGCCCUCGGUCGAAUAGCAGUCGUGCAGGUAGUGAAGCUGUGAAUGACGACGAUGCCGACAACAGGUCAACCUCUGGCUCUGCCCGAGGCCAGGCUCGCAGCCGUGAUAUGACGCCUACACAUCCACCGCCUGAAUGGGCGUUGCCUGACUCGGAGUUGUCUGCUCGCGACAGGCGUAAGAUUGCUGCCGUUGAGAAGAAAUUCGAGCAGCUAGAACAUGAUCAACAUGGAGGACCGCGGAAGAAAAAGCGCGGUAGUGCGACAUCCUCCCAGUCUCAGCCGGCCCCAUUAGCAAGAAACCAUCUCUCAUCACAAGGCCCAAAACCUUUGAAGGUAGAUCCUACCGCUGGUCGUCAUUCGAACUCCCCACCAUAUCUUUUCGGUUCUCGGCAACAUGUCUCGCCACAAUCAGCAGUGUCUGCAACCAAACGCUCUCCUCUGUCAAGGUCCUCUUAUGUGGAUGGGUCUCAACAAACUCUGACUAGAAUUGAGUUUUCACCUCUAGGUCGACGCUUGUUGAAACGAUGUCACGAGGACAGUCUCCAAUUCCAGUGGCCUUCAAAAAGACAAGAGCGUCCAUCGCCUGCCACAACAGACGCAGCUCUUUCUCCUACUGCUACCGAUUCACACAUCCCGGCUCUUUCGGCGAACGAGACUGAAGAUGUGGAAAUGGCCGAUGCUGGAAACGAAUUGACGCCGCCAAAACCUCGAUCGGAUCGACCAGACUCUCCAGACGUUAUGAGCAAGCCGCCGCUACCUUCACCUUUACCUUCCAUGCUUGCACACAACACACCGAUUCCAGGAUCGUUGAAACAGCGGUCGAGUAACUUACACGUACAACUUCCGCCGAACAAUUUCACGCUACCUAUCAACCCUCCUAAUUCUGCUACUCCUUCUCUUCAAUCGCCCUCCGACUCUCUCCAACCACCACAAACGCCCGGCGGCAGCCUCACAGCGCCGAGUCCAGUCAAGAAAAAGAUGAGUCUUGGUGAUUACCUCGGGCGCAGGGGGACAAUGGCGACACCGACAUCAGAAAAGACCCAAGCGCAGGCCAACAGCAGUCUUGCACCUCCAAGCAAGCCCGUCCAAGCCACCACGCCACCCUUAUCCACCGACGGCGAGCCACAGAACCUGCCUGAAAUCCCUAAACCGGAGACCCCGUCGAACGCCGAGGUCGACGCUGAUGUCGCGAUGAAAGAUGUUCCCAACAACAAACCCCUCUCUCCACCCUAUGUCCCUCCUCCAGCCUCACCCCUGCCAACCACGUCCACAACAAACCAAGUCUCGCCAACAUGA
Molecule: messenger RNA, 2739 nt
Organism: Talaromyces proteolyticus
Lineage: Eukaryota; Fungi; Ascomycota; Eurotiomycetes; Eurotiales; Trichocomaceae
Exons: 1
Coding region: 1-2739 (912 amino acids)
Molecular function (GO): protein binding
Source: RefSeq, a predicted model, not a curated record